AUGGAAAAGUCCAUCGUCCAAAAGAAAGUUUCUGUAGUUCAAAAUAAAAAUUCUUAUGAAGCAGCUGAAGAACAAUUGCAAACUGCUCUACAAAAUGCAAUUGCAAAUGUCUCUGAUGAUGGUAUAGAAGGUGGAAAGGAUGGUGAAGAGAGUGAUGAAGAACCAAUGAACACCCCAAAGAAGAAAAAGCCAGUUAAGUCUGCGAAGAAAAAAAUUGUCAACAUUCCUGAAUACAAUGACAAUUGCAGUGACGACAGCAUUGAUGAAGCUUUUAAAAACAUCCCAACAUCAAAUCAACUUCAUUCGAAAGACUUGUCUGACCUACAAGGUUCCUGUGCAACAGGUAGAAAAAAUGGUCAAAUCUGGAUGAAAAAAAUUUCUCACAAAGGAAAGAUGGAGUCAAUUGAAAUGGUGCCCAUGUCCAGAGGUGUUUCGAUCCCACUACAGAAUUGGAGAAUAACAACAGCACGAUCAAAAACACGAUCAAUAUUCGUCAAGAAAAUGAGCCGUAACCUUUUGGGGCCCGAACGAUUGGCCAAUCGCAGCGUGGACUACAGUUCAAAGUGCCAGAAAGUUACCAGAGACUCACUAAGAAAGCAAUUGACACCUAAGAAGAUGAAGGUACUUAAACACUGUUAUCACGCUUUCCUUACAAAUAUCAAGCCUUCUCUUGUGGGAGAAAGAGAAUACAUGGCGACAGUGUUGUCUGAAAUCACUUCAAUUCUCAGUGAAGAGAUUGGAACUCAGAUAAAAAACUUUAAAGCAGGAAGAACAGCUAAAACACCUAUGUGUGUUCAGGAGCCUUACGAUGGGGAUGAAUCUGAUGAUUCAUUGAUAUAUGAGGAAGAUUCGCUCGUAUACGCAGAAAAUUAGUUUCUUUAUAUUAUUUUUCAAAUUAAUUUUUCGUUGUCUAUCAAAAAGGAUUGAUUACUUUUUCUAUACAAUUUAAUUAUAAGUAAUUAGAAUUCCAAUCAUUUCCAAAGAGUCAUAUUGCUGACUAUAUAUAUUCUCAACAGUUAUUUCAUAUAAAAAUAGAAGUUGUGCUAUUAAGGCGGUAAACCACCCUGAACACCAAAAAAUUCAUGAA
Molecule: messenger RNA, 1087 nt
Organism: Trichogramma pretiosum
Lineage: Eukaryota; Metazoa; Arthropoda; Insecta; Hymenoptera; Trichogrammatidae
Exons: 5
Coding region: 1-873 (290 amino acids)
Source: RefSeq, a predicted model, not a curated record